Chelonoidis abingdonii (Abingdon island giant tortoise) is the source of this 591-nucleotide messenger RNA. The record is from RefSeq and is a predicted model, not a curated record. Lineage: Eukaryota; Metazoa; Chordata; Testudines; Testudinidae.
AUGGCGCCCUCCGGCGAGUUCCUGCCAAGAUGGUCCGCAGACCCCCCCUUUCCGUACAACGUGGCAGUUUCCGUAGCACGUGUAUCCGAUAUGGCGGCGCCUAUUUUUCUUCAAAUCAACAUGGCGGCUCCCACUCCAAAAAUGACGGGUCACGUCAGCAAUAUGGCAGAUGCUACGUUUCCCAUUCUGAACAUGGCGCCGCCUAUUGGGCGCUCCCAUUUCCAACAUGGCGGCGCCUAUAUCCUCCCUGCCGUACUGAAUUUCGCCCCUAGGCCUGAGGCUGGGCAGGGACUCGCCCCCAGCUCAGCCGGCUACGGGCCCCUCCGGGAUCUGCCUGACUGGUCCUUUGUAGAUGGGCGUCCUGCCCCCCCAUGGAAGGGUCAGACGCGGCGGCGACAGGAAGAUGAGGCCUUUGCGCGGCGCGUGGCCAUGCUGCACCGGGAGAUGGAGCAGGGCCUGCAGCGCUGGCAGAUCCAGCAGCGCCAGCAGCAGGAGGCCAAGGAGAGCAAGAGACAGAGCCAGCUGCAGCCCAAGGGGGCCGCCCUGCGUCGGGGGAGCAGCCCCCAAUAAACCCCUGCGCCCCCAGCAACC